Molecule: messenger RNA, 1278 nt
Organism: Ascochyta rabiei
Lineage: Eukaryota; Fungi; Ascomycota; Dothideomycetes; Pleosporales; Didymellaceae
Exons: 4
Coding region: 1-1278 (425 amino acids)
Biological process (GO): glucan catabolic process
Cellular component (GO): extracellular region; cell surface
Molecular function (GO): glucan exo-1,3-beta-glucosidase activity
Source: RefSeq, a predicted model, not a curated record
AUGCUUGCAUUCCGGAAAACAAAGAACGUAGCAAAACGUGUAAACGACGUCAGUAUAGAUCUAGAAGCAGAUUUCAACCCCUUCUUACUGGCAUCAAAUACUCCGAAGGGAAAUACGCAAGGGUACCCAUUUGUAGACCCUUUGUCAGACGACGAACCGCUACCCAAUCCUUACAAUGUUGAUGACGGGUUCAUUGACUGGAGCACAUACAAGUCCAAGGGUGCAAAUCUUGGCAGCUGGCUCGAGAAGGAACGCGUCCAUGACCCCAUCUGGUGGGUCAACGUAGGUGGUGCAAACGCCUCAGAUGAAUGGAUUCUUGGCGAGCAGUGCGGUCCCAUCUUCGAGGAACGUUACGGCAGCUUUCUCAACUUUAGCACAAUCGAUACUCUCGCCAGUGUCGGCGUCAACACGCUGCGUAUCCCCACCACAUACGCAGCCUGGGUCAAGGUUCCUGGCUCCGAAUUCCACUCUGGCAACCAAGUCCAGUUCCUCGACCGCAUUGUCACCUACGCCGUCAACCGUUACAACAUGCACAUCAUCAUUGGUCUCCACUCUCUCCCUGGCGGCGUGAACUCUCUCGAUGUCGGUGAAGCCUUCUUCCACGACGACUGGUUCUACAACCAAACCAACCUGGCUUACUCCUACCUGGCUGUAGACCGCAUACUUGACUACAUCAAGGCCUCGCCCCUCGGCCUGAACAAGUUCACCAUCGAGCCCCUUAACGAAGCCUCGGACACCAACCUUGUCAACUUUGGCACAGAAGCCGGCCUGACCGACAAGGGUACCGACUGGGUGAACCAAUACUACUACGACGUCUUGGAGCGUAUCAGGAAAGUCGAUGCUCGUAUUCCCAUGAUGAUCCAGGACUGCUUCAAGGGCGCCGAAUUCUGGGCACCGUUCUACAACACCACGGACACCAUCGUCAUGGACACACACGUCUACUACUUCGCCGCCGCUGGCACGUACUCUAACUACGUCAAUGGCGCUGUCUGCGGUCAGGCACAGUACAUUGCAAAUCAGACCAAGUUCCCCAACUUCAUUGGCGAGUGGUCGCUGCAGACCAUGUACAACAACACACUUGCUAACCGUGAGAGCAUCUUCAACACCGAGAGGUAUGCGUGGAGUGAGUAUUUGAGCGGCGGAGCAUUCUGGACGGCUGUCUCGUACUCUACUACGCCGGUAGAUGGCGAGGGUACCCAGAGGGAGUACUGGAGCUAUGUCGAUCUGAUCGAGCAGGGCGUUGCCAAGCCACAGGUACCUGGCCAGGUUUUCUGCUAG